Strongylus vulgaris is the source of this 495-nucleotide messenger RNA. NCBI's taxonomy places the organism in Eukaryota, Metazoa, Nematoda, Chromadorea, Rhabditida, Strongylidae. The record is from the annotation of a GenBank genome assembly.
AUGGACCCCAAGGUGUUGAAAAGGAUUCUAAACAGUGUGAUUCCAACUAACAAAAACUUCAUUUUGGAUUUUGUUCAUCCUAUGCCAGAUUUAUGGGGUCCUUUCUGGAUCUCCGUCACUCUGGUUUUCUCAGUUGGCGUGUUUGGUAACAUUGCCCAAUACAUCGAAAACGAAGGCGCCUCAGGCAAUUACGGGAGCGACUUUAGGCUAGUCACAUCAUCGGCCACAUUGGUAUUUCUCUACGUUGUACUUGUGCCCAUAAUUAUUUCUGCUAUUCUUUGGCAAAGGAAAACAGAAUUGCAGUUCGCCCUAUCCGAUUUAUUCUGCGCUUAUGGAUAUAGUUUGUCUAUAUUUGUUCCCGUCUCGAUCCUUUGGACGUUGGACGUCAAUUGGUUCAGAUGGGCUCUCAUAUUCACAGCUGUGUUUUUGAGUGGAGCAGUACUUGCAAAAGCGCUUUGGCCGGCUUUCAAAUCGGAUCCCAACAAAUUGGUAUAA